ACUUGUCGGCUGUGUGCGGGUGCAGGAUGCUCCAAAGCGAGGACCCCGAAAGGUCAGGCGGGAUUCGGAGGACGGUAGAAUUCCAAGUGGACCAACCCCUGCCCUGCCUUCUCAACCUGUGUCUGGCACUACAGCAGGUUCUGGUCCAGUCCUCCUUGCUGGUGCUGGUGCUGGCGUUCCUGCAGCAGCACAUCUGGGCUCUGGAGGGGCAGAGGGACCAGCUCCUGGCCUCCGCCUUCUUCUACUCCAGUGUGUCCACCCUGCUGCAGAGCUGGCUGGGGACACGCCUGCCGCUGGUCCAGGCUCCUUCCCUGGAGUUCAUGAUCCCCGCCCUCGUCCUGACCUCCCAGCAACGGCAUGGCGACUGGACUGCAUCGGCAUGCAAGGAGCGCUGUGGAGAGCAGUCUUUAACCCACACUGACCUCCUGAGAGAGCUGCAGGGCAUGGUGCUCUGUGCCGGGCUGCUACAGCUGGCCCUGGGCUUGACCGGACUCUGUGGGCUGGUGUUGAGGCACUGCGGGCCCCUGGUGUUGGCCCCCCUGCUCUGUGUGCUGGGCUUCUCCAUCUACAGAGAGGUGGCCCUGCUCUGCUCCGAUCACUGGGGUAUCACUGCACUGGCCAUUGUCCUCAUGGUGCUGCUGUCUCAGCACUUGCGCUCCUGGGUCCUGGCCGCCCCCCCCGGAGGGUCACGCUACCCCAUCUGCAGGAUGGUGUCGGUGUUGCUGUCUCUGCUGAGUGUGUGGGGCGUGUGUGCAGCUCUGGAACACCUGGGACACUUCCGUCCCCAUCAGCCAUCCGAACUCCUGCCCACGUCAAGGCCCCCAAACCCCUCCCACACAGCUCCCUGGAUCCGCCCAAACUCCUCCCACAUUGCUUCCUGGCCCAACACUAACUCCUCCCAGAUCCUGACCAGCACCACUCAGCAUGACUCACACCCCGCUGCCUGGCUAAGUCUUCCCCUGACCGCAGGAGUAGGGCUCCCCCUGCUGUCAGCGAGGGGCAUGGCAGCAGGGCUGGCUGCCGCCCUGGCCUCAUCCAUCAGCUCGCAGAGCGUCUACCUGCUGACAGCGAGGCUCCUGGGGGCCCCGCCCCCGCCCGCGGCGGCCUGUAACCGGGGUCUGUGUGUGGAGGGGCUGGGGAGCGUGAGCGCCGCCCUGCUGGGAGGAGUGGUGGGGGUCAGCAGCAGCGUGCCCAACGCCUGCGCUCUGGGACUCAGUCAGUGUGGGUCCCGGAGCACAGUGCAACUGGCGGCCAUUUUGGGGCUGAUCCUGGGUGUGUCCCCCCGCCUGACUCACCUGCUGACCUCUGUACCCCUGGGUAUCCAUGGGGCUGUUCUCAGUGUGACCUACACUGUUGCCAUAGGGACAGGCGUGACCUACUUCCAGUACACGCACAUGGACUCAGGGCGGAACAUCUUCAACAUCGGCUUCGCCGUGUUCAUGUCCCUGCUGCUCCCGCACUGGUUCACCCUCCAGCCCUCCUUCAUCUCCACAGGUGUGUCCAGCCUUGACGUGCUCCUCCAGUCUCUACUGACCUUACCUGUGUUCCUGGUGGGACUCCUGGCAUUUCUCCUGGACAACACCGUGUCAGGGUCUGCCUCAGAGAGGGGUCUGAACUCCGGGGUGAUGGUGAAGGGGUGGCAGGCGGAGGCCAGCAGGCCGGCGGGAUACUCCCGGCAGGGCGCGGCAGUGUACGACCUCCCAUCUCCGGUGAAGAGGCUUGUGGACCUGCCGGGGCUCCGGACUGUCCCGUUCUGUGCCUGCAGGACCCCCGGGGAGCACGACGCCCUGUCGGUGCAGGAGACUGCGGACCUCUUGGCAGGCAGGGCGGACCCCAGGGGAACAGGCCCAGAGGGCCAAAACUGA
Messenger RNA from Conger conger (European conger), 1865 nucleotides. It is a transcript of the gene slc23a3, whose product is annotated as solute carrier family 23 member 3. Bases 27 to 1865 code for a protein of 612 amino acids. Gene Ontology annotation, molecular function: transmembrane transporter activity. Gene Ontology annotation, biological process: transmembrane transport. Gene Ontology annotation, cellular component: membrane. The record is from RefSeq and is a predicted model, not a curated record. The transcript has 12 exons. Lineage: Eukaryota; Metazoa; Chordata; Actinopteri; Anguilliformes; Congridae.